This is a messenger RNA of Hyaloperonospora brassicae, 2517 nucleotides long. The record is from the annotation of a GenBank genome assembly. Lineage: Eukaryota; Oomycota; Peronosporomycetes; Peronosporales; Peronosporaceae.
AUGUCCGCACUGCUGCGCUUCGCCGCAUCGGCUCGUGUCCGCUGCCCGCUCGCUGCAUGCAGCGCGUUGCCCGCGUCUGCGCGUGCGCCCACGCACCGUCACGAGGCGCCCACUGACCUUCCCAGCACCACGUCGUCGCUCCAGUACCGCUCGAUCUCUCAGUCUGCUGUCUGCAUGAAGCGCAAAGGCGGCGCGUCUGCGUUUGCGCCGAAACCCUCGCGCUGGAACUUCAGCAAAGGCAACAAGAGCCACACCGCACUAAGUACGAAACAGAAGUUGAAGAAAGAUGCCGCGCCGCAUCGAUCGCCCGCCGAGCGCACGCGCGCCCUGAAGACAGCGCAGCGCGCGAACGACCGCAACGCGAGAGAGUGGGCAGCGCUCGAGCGCAACGACGAGCUGACGAAAGAGCUCGACGCGGUGUUUGAGUACCUGGACCAGUCGGGCCCGCACGGCGACUACGUGUACGAGCCGGCGCCGAGUCUCGUGGACGUGGACCACGUCGACGCGCUCGACAAACUCAACGCGAUCGCCCGUGGCACGUUGCAAGCGCCAGGCAGCAACCCGACCGACGAGGCCGACGGCCCAGCGCCCGCACAGGACCUGGCGGUCGUCGACUAUAACUUUCUCUUGCGCGUGUACGCAGUCAAAGGGCUCCACAAGGAAGCGAACGCGCUCUUGGCACGGAUGGAGCGCAACUUGACGCCGCGGGCAGCCACAGCGGCCGUUGUUGUGCCGGUCGAGCCGACCGACGGGACAGAGCUGGCGCUGCUGACCGCGCUCGAGGCCGUGCCGCACGCUGUCGCGCCGGACGCCAAGUCGUACAUGUUGUACGCGACAGCGCUCGGCGCGAGCGGCCAAGCAGCGCAUGCUGUGCGCGUGAUUGGCCGCAUGAAAGAGCGCGGCGUGAUGCCGAACGUGGCAGUGUACAAUGCCGUGAUGCGCGUGUGUGCGAGAGCAGGACGCGUGCCCUGGGCCUACACGGUCAUGGAGAAGAUGCAAGUCGCUGGCUUCGUGCCGGACCGCGCGUCGUUUACGAUCUUGAUGAACGCAGCGAUCGCGGAAGGGGACCUGGACAAGGCGUUUGAGACGUUCCACUUGAUGCGGACGCACGUGGCCGAGCCCGAUGAAGUGGCGUUUAGCUGUUUGAUCCACGGCUUUGCCCGAGAAGGACGGGUCGAGCGGGCGCUGAAUUUGCUGGAAGAUUUGCUCUCGUGCGGCCUCACGCCGUCGCUCGUGACGUUCAAUGCGCUCAUGAACGCGUGCGCCAAGUCGCACUACUACGCCCACAAAGCGAUCGACUUUUACUAUGAGAUGCAAGAGCUGUACGACUAUACGCCGGACUUGUACUCGUACGGGACAGUGCUGCACGCGUGCGCGAAGAAUGGGGACUUUAUCCAGGCCGAGCAGAUUCUCCGGCACAUGGACCGCCACCACGUUCCUAUGACGGAGUAUGUGUACAGCACGUUGUUCAAUGUCUACGCUCGCGCUCAAAUUAGGACGAUUGUGGACAAGGCCCCGCGCAAUGCAAAGGCUUUGGCCAAGCCCGAGCCGGUGUACCAGGAGCCUCUCGAGUGGGACGAUGAGGGCAAAGAAGUGGAUUUGACGCGUCCAGGCAAGGAAACGUUUUCGCUCGAGAACGCCAACUACGACGGGAGUUUUGACGAUGGUGAUGGAGACGAAGACGAAGAAGUCGAGGCGUACAAGCUGAGUCCUGAGGCUUUGGCUCAAGUGGAGGAAAUGCGUCAGCAGGAUCACGCCGAUCGCAACGUGCAGAAAAAGACGACGGAGUCGACAGAAGUGGUCAGAGUUGAGCAGACGAUGGAAGUUUACGGCGAGCAAGACCGUUUGCUUUUCGCUGACAGCGAGGAGUCGCAUAAUUUUGAGCUGACGCCAAUGGAUCUGACAAACUUUGGCAAGUACCAGACGCUCAAUAUCAAGCGUGCGGAAGCCCGCUUUCACGAGAUGACCUUUGACAACGGCCUCCAGCCAUCUCUGGUCACGCUGAACUCGAUGCUUGCCGUGUACUCGAACGCGCUGCGUCUGCGCUCAGCAGAGACGUUUAUGAACGAGACGUAUACGAAGUUUGGUUGUCGACCCAACAAAUUCACGUACCGAUCCAUGAUGCAAAUGUACGUCCGUGCGAAGCGAACGACGCAGGCUGAACAACUACUCGAGCGUGUACGAAGUGAGAUUGAGGACGGCGAUCUGGAGGCCGAUGCAGUGACGUUUGGUAUCUUGGUGGAUCACUACGCUAGAAAGGGUCUCGUACGACGCGCGCUGGCGACUCUCGAGGACGCUGACGCUCUAGGACUGCAAAUGCAAGAGAAGCAUCUGAAGAAGAUUCGUGUGUUGACGGAGAAGUAUGGAGUUUUCUCUGACCUCAUUCCAGAGGACCCGGACGCUGUGCUGCUUGCUGGUUCGCGUCACAAAUUGAUGGCGAAGCGCAAGGUCCGUGCGCAAGCGUUGGAGUAUACGCGCAAGGUUGGGAAACGCUAUUUGUUGCCGGAAAGGAAUUAG